AUGAUUAUGAGGGGAAACCAGAAGGGAAAUGCUGUUGAGUAUCAGCUUUGCGCUUGGCAUAAUUCUACGUCCAGGCAGCUGAAACACAACAAUUCCUUCCUAUAUUCUCUUCUUCCACAAAUCCAUACUUCAACAUUUUGCUUUCUUCAUCGGUUUAAUCAUCUGAUAUCUGAAGUUCACGUACUGAUCCAUCAAAAGAUCAUUACAAAAGUAGCAAUCGUGGAUCGAAGGUAUGGGAAGAGGCCCUUUUCAUCCAAUGAAUCGGAGGAGAAAGAGGAUAUUAAUGAAUCUAUUUUCCCUAUUUAUUCAGCUCGAUCUCAACAUGACAUGUCUGCUAUGGUUUCUGUUCUCUCUCAAGUUAUUGGCAACACAAAUAAUAGUAAUAAUACUACGAAUAUCUCUUCGUCAUCGUCCGUGCAUGGAAUUAAUCCAUUAACCCUACCUCAAUCAACAACAAAUCAAAUUCAAGAACAAGGGAACGAACAAAGAAAACGACAUUAUAGAGGAGUGCGACAAAGACCAUGGGGAAAAUGGGCUGCUGAAAUACGCGAUCCAAAGAAGGCUGCACGAGUAUGGCUAGGGACAUUUGAUACUGCUGAAGCCGCGGCACUUGCUUAUGAUGAAGCGGCACUUAGAUUCAAAGGCAACAAAGCUAAACUCAAUUUUCCUGAAAGAGUUCAAUCAGGAAAUACUCAAUAUCUUACUACAACUCAUCAACAACAACAACAACACUACACAUUUAAUAAUAAUAAUAAUAAUAAUAUUCCUCAGAUGGUCACUCAGCCUAAUUUGUAUCAACAACAUUUCCCUAAUGUUCAUCACUAUGCACAAUUACUUCGCGAUGGAAGCAACAAUAAUAUUGAUCAUAUGAUGAAUUUUGGAGUUUCAGAUCAAUCAAGUUUUUAUCAUCAUCAUCAACAAUCAUCAUCGGGAGGUAAUUUUAUUGCACCGAAUACGUCGUUGGAAUUACAACAACAACAACAACAACAACAAGCAAGUUAUUAUCAUAAUCAAGAAGAAGAUUUUCUAAGAUUUACAAUGGAUUUUGGGAAUUCUUCAAGUUAUAGUACUGGACCACCUAGUGAAAGUAAUUGGAUGGAUUUUGAACCUAAAAAGUAAUUUAUUUAUCUUUUAAUUUGGUCAUGUGAAGACAUGAAGGUAUGAUCUUGAGGAUGCCUCUUAAGUCUCUAGUAUGAUUGAUGUAAGCUUUUUAUUUAUUUGUUUAUUUCUAGUUAUUAAUAUUAUGUAAAAUGCUGGGAUUUUCUUUCAAUGAGUUGUAAUAUCAUGAAUCUAUAUGAAAAAUG
Molecule: messenger RNA, 1304 nt
Organism: Solanum tuberosum (potato)
Lineage: Eukaryota; Viridiplantae; Streptophyta; Magnoliopsida; Solanales; Solanaceae
Product: ethylene-responsive transcription factor ERF114-like
Exons: 3
Coding region: 1-1119 (372 amino acids)
Biological process (GO): regulation of DNA-templated transcription; ethylene-activated signaling pathway
Molecular function (GO): DNA-binding transcription factor activity; DNA binding
Source: RefSeq, a predicted model, not a curated record